Molecule: messenger RNA, 4040 nt
Organism: Lepisosteus oculatus (spotted gar)
Lineage: Eukaryota; Metazoa; Chordata; Actinopteri; Semionotiformes; Lepisosteidae
Gene: abhd5a
Product: abhydrolase domain containing 5a
Biological process (GO): positive regulation of triglyceride catabolic process; lipid homeostasis; negative regulation of triglyceride storage
Cellular component (GO): mitochondrion; lipid droplet
Molecular function (GO): lysophosphatidic acid acyltransferase activity; carboxylic ester hydrolase activity
Source: RefSeq, a predicted model, not a curated record
CGGUGAGGUGACGUCACUGCAGGUCGGCGCUGGGAAAGAUGGCCGAAGAGGCGAUGUCAGUGGAGAGAGGAACUGCCCAUCGAGUUGUGAUGAAUCUUGGUAUUCAUAUUCUGUACUACAAAUUCUUGAGGUUCCUGGAAUCUACCUCAAGGUCCUGGUGGAUUACCAGCUGGCUGCCGUCUUGGUGCCCAACGUCAUUGUCACAUCUCAAGGAUGCAGAAGAUAAGAUGCUACAAUCGAUUACAAGCAAGUUCGUGAAACAGUAUGUUUCGAUAUCCAAUGGGAACGUUGUGUGGACCCUUGCGUUCAACGAGGGCGUCCCUGAGAAGACCCCCCUCGUUCUCAUCCACGGGUUUGGAGGAGGUGUGGGGUUGUGGGUGCUGAACCUGGACGCUCUGUGCCAGCAGCGCACUGUCUAUGCUUUCGAUCUGCUGGGCUUUGGGAGGAGCAGUCGGCCGGAAUUCAGCAGCGAUGCAGAGGAGGCGGAAAACCAGUUUGUGGACUCGAUAGAGGAGUGGAGGGCAAAGGUGGGUGUGGAGACAGUGAUUUUGCUGGGACACAAUCUUGGCGGAUAUUUGGCAGCUGCUUAUACACUGAGAUACCCAUCAAGGGUAAAGCACCUGAUACUGGUGGAGCCGUGGGGGUUUCCCGAGAGGCCUAACAGUCCCGAGCAGGACAGGCCGAUUCCAGUCUGGAUCAAAGCACUGGGAGCAAUGCUGAGCCCCUUUAACCCACUGGCGGGGCUUAGGCUGGCAGGCCCUUUGGGUCCGAUGCUGGUUCAGAGACUGAGACCGGACUUCAAAAGGAAAUACGCCUCCUUGUUUGAUGACAACACAGUGACAGAAUAUAUUUAUCACUGUAACGUUCAGACUCCUAGCGGAGAAACGGCCUUCAAGAACAUGACCGUCCCAUAUGGGUGGGCCAAGCGGCCCAUGUUGCAACGGGUCGGCCUGAUCCGAGACGACAUCCCCAUCGCGGUGAUCUACGGGGCUCGCUCUUGUAUAGACGGCAACUCCGGCAGCACGGUUAAAGAGAUGAGGCCGAACUCGCACGUGGAGACGAUCGCCGUACGGGGGGCAGGGCACUACGUCUACGCCGAUCAGUCCGAGGAUUUCAAUCAGAAAGUCCUACAAAUCUGCAGCGCUUUGGACUGAAGGAGGCUGCUUCGCUGCGGCACCCAGCAAUAAUCGUCCCUUUUCAAGACUAACUCGUCCGCGUCUGCCUGUUAAAGACACUCCCUGGGACAUGAGCCGCUAGAGAAAAUUUAACUCUUCCAAUAUCCCAUAUCCCCCACGCAUUGCACUCUUACCAGAGAGCCCGACACGGACGCUUGUCUGGAUAGUGCCUUCGUUGUACAGUACUUUAUUUAUUCUGUGAGCAUGCAAUUAUGACGGGUAGAUUUGGGAAUUUUUAUUCAACUUGAAAUAAGGAAAUAUUGUUUUAUAAGUUAAGACUGGAGAGUAGGUAGGUAGGGAGACUUAAAGAUGACACUAUAGUCUGUUGAGUUUCCUAAAGCUUCUGCUAGAAUUUUGUAGUAAUUCUAGAAAUUUUAUAUAUAAGUUUGCAGUAUAUACAAUCAUAAUGGGCUGCCCGUGAAGCCAUUAGUUCAUUAGUUAAUUCUUAUUUAUAAGGUAUGCUUACUCCAUUUUUACUGCUAUAUUGUGAUGAAAAAAGGAAGUGUUAUAUCAUGUACACUUUGUAUAUCAUGGACCACAAUAUUGAUAAUCCGAAUAUAAUGCAUUAUUAACUUUCAGCCCUUAUUGGUUCACUGCUACGUAUUCCUCCUCAAAUAAUACUUACCGUUUUGUUGAGAGAUAUUUAUAUUUAGGCUGUUUUAAAAUUAUGAUUAAAUAACCUUAGUAAGUAUAGCAUUGCUUGACGUAUGUGUGUGUCAAGCAGAGAAUCGCAAUGUCAUAUGUCAGAGCUCAGUAGUUCUUUGCAACCCAAUAUUUUCUUUAUAAUCCUGAGUCAGAAUAAUAAAUUACGUGGUAGAAGAUGGAUAAAAAACACUUAAUGGGUGAUUGAUCAGAGCUGAAGUUGUUCCUGUAAACUCCAUCUCUCUCUGAAACCACAACACUCUUGCUUGUCUUCAAGUCACUAUAGUUUUGUUUUUUAAACGUUUACGUAGCUGGUCCCUUGGUACAAACUACUUAGCAGACCACUUUUGUCAAACACAUACGGGGCUCCAGUUUAAUGCUGGAGGGGUUUUAAUAUGCCGUAUCUAAAAUGUUGCAUUACAGUUGUAUUAUAUGUCUCUCUAAUGUCUUGCCUAUGAAACCCGUUUGCUUCGGGGUAAAGCAAGGUUAGAAAAGAUGUGUGGAAACAGGCAAAUAAAUAUUUCUAGAUUAUUUUUUCUGGGGCUUUUGUCCCAAUUUUCAAUGCAAUAUUUAUGUAAGCAUAGGUCUAUUUAAAGAAACAAAAAGAAUUCAGAGAGUUCAUAUUUUUCCACAUUAAACAGCUUUAUCUUUAUCUUUGUAUGAUAAUGUAUUUACGUGAGGUAAUGACUUCAACAUUUUUCAAACUGUAGGAGUUGUCCAGUUAGUCACAAUUACCCAACAUUUUAGAAGGUGUUUUGUAAAUAUGUUGUUUUAUAUUGUGUAUACAAAUACAAAUUGCAUAGAAAAUAUUUUAAUAUAUUUUACUUUGAUCUAGAUCUGACGUUCUGAGGUUAUAGAUGAUAAAUUAGCACUUAAAUCCUUAACAAGGCUGUAUAAGGUAUUUCGCAAAAUCUAAGAUUUGGUUUUAACGUUUUUCUGUUUGUGCCAAUAGUAUGGGUGACUAUAGCAGUAGAUAAUAAACCGUAUUUACUGCUUCAUAAGACCAUUGAAGGGAUUGCCUAGAUCGAGCUACUCCAUGUCUUGUUUCUGCAAAUGGCUGUGUGAAACAGUAAAUGGUCCAAUUUCUGCUUUGGCCACCAUAUUUACUUCUUGUCAGAAGAUCAUAGGACCAUUCAGGAGCCUAUUUCCAUUUUUAGUUCAAAUUGAAAUGGGAAAAGUGCUGCCUCCGACAGUUCCACUGGUAUUAUAUUGCCAACAUUUUGAAUCAGAUUUAAAAUCUACCUCAUUUGUUAAGCAACUAUCAGUGAGUCAUUUACAUUGUCUUAUCCCCCCCGGUAGGAGCUGCUGCUCUCGGUGAGCAAGGCUCUUGCGCGUUUUCAGAGGCGAGCAAGGGGGCAGUCGCAACCCUUUCCACAACCCUUCCCAGGAGUGGAAACAAGACGUAUGGAAUGGGGAGUGUUGUCUUCCUAGGUGUGGCGUCUCGUAUCGUUGUGGUUGAUCAAAGACGAGUUGCAGCAGACGUUUCUAGAAGUUGCCCAUCUAAAGCCGUUUUCGGCUCCGAUUUGACUUAUGUCCAUAGAUCCAUUUGGUUGCUUAAAAUGCCACUUAUUUGCACAUUUUUCUGGUGCUGAUCUUGGGAAGGUUUGAAAGAUAUUGUCAUAACAAGGCCUAUACGAUGUGAGGAUCAGGGAUGCGGUACAGAUUUAUGCAAAAGGAUACAACUGAAGAACUUGUAGGUGACAGGUCCAAUAUUUCUUUAACCUAUAUAUUGUAAAAACAUUUUUUUACCAUGUUCAAAUAUUUGAAUAUUAUCACAGGACAGCAUGUUGGCUUUUGUGCUUGGUAUGAAUAAUUCAAAUCAAGUUUUUAAAGUUUCUUUUAAUAUGCUGUUAACAAUAAUUUAGCAAAAAGUGUCUCCAAAAUGCUAAACAGAAGGCAGGCGGCUGCCCUGUGAAAAUGAUUUUUACCACUAUUUUUGUAUUGUUGUAUACACUGAGGUUUGUUCUGUGGAAAUAUACGCUGUCUAUUAAAUUAGGCUUAUUGUUUUGAAGCCAAGCAAUUUUAUGCAGUUAUUAUAAUCUUGUAACCUGCUUAUAUUGUUUACUUAACAUUAACUUCCAGAUUUAAAGAUCUUUUUUAUCCCUGUACUGUUGAACACUGUUCAUUUUGCCGUCUCUGUACACAAAUCAGACUGUUGCUGUUCCUUUGUUCCUCAAUUGUAUUGUGUAAAUGACCUGUAAAUAAAUACAGUAUUUAAACUUU